This is a messenger RNA of Telopea speciosissima, 268 nucleotides long. RefSeq names its product reactive oxygen species modulator 1-like. The transcript has a single exon. Gene Ontology annotation, cellular component: TIM23 mitochondrial import inner membrane translocase complex. Gene Ontology annotation, biological process: protein insertion into mitochondrial inner membrane; protein import into mitochondrial matrix. Bases 40 to 264 code for a protein of 74 amino acids. Lineage: Eukaryota; Viridiplantae; Streptophyta; Magnoliopsida; Proteales; Proteaceae. The record is from RefSeq and is a predicted model, not a curated record.
GUGAAGCCACUGACAAAGAGAAAGAAAGAAAAAGAAGCGAUGGCGAGGGAUAGCUGCCUUGCUCGUGUCACAACAGGCGUUGCAGUGGGCGGUGCUGCUGGUGGCGCUGUCGGUGCUAUUUAUGGAACUUAUGAGGCUAUUAUGUAUAAGGUACCUGGACUUCUGAAAAUUAGGUACAUUGGGCAAACAACAUUUGGCAGUGCAGCCGUUUUUGGUCUUUUCUUGGGAGCUGGGAGUUUGAUACAUUGCGGAAAGUCUAACUGAGAGA